AAGGGGCGUACUAGCUCCACAUUUCUCAUCAGCUUCUGGAUUAAAUCUCCGGUUAUCUUUAGAGACGUAAAAAAAGAAAGCUUAACCAAUAUCAACAAAUUAAUGGAGAUAUCUGAAGAGAUGUUAAGCACACUCAUUCCACCUGUGGUGUAUUGGGUGUUCUCAGGGAUAUAUGGAUUGCUAGCAAUAUAUCUCAACAAGUACAGAUUACACCCAAAAGGUGAGGAAGAAGAGAAAAACUCUGUAUCAAAGAUAACAGUUAUCAAGGGCAUUUUGAUCCAACAAGCCAUGCAAGUAGUCAUAAUCUACAUGGCCACAAAGGUUAGGUCUAAUGAAGGACCAGCAGCAGCAAAGGAACAACAACCCUCCCUACCAGUGAUGGCAGUGCAAUGGAUGAUUGCCAUGAUAGUCUUAGACACGUGGCAGUACUUUAUUCACAGAUACAUUCAUAUAAACAGGUUCUUGUACAAACAUGUCCAUGCAGUACACCAUGCUCAAAUAGUGCCCUACGUAUAUGGAGCUCUCUAUGGGCAUCCAUUUGAGUCCUUUAUGGAUAUCAUUGGUGGUGCUUUGGCAUACUUAAUCUCUGGGAUGACCACUAGAACCAGCAUCUACUUCUUCUCUUUUUCCGUCAUCAAAACUUUGGACAUACACUCUGGGUUAUGUAUCCCUUGGAAUCCCUUACAAGCUUUCUUCUUUAAUGAUUGUGCUUUUCAUGACACUCACCAUCAACUCAAGGGUCACAGGUAUAACUUCUCUCAGCCUUUCUUCAUCUCAUGGGAUAAGAUCCUUGGGACUUACAUGCCAUACACUGUUGAGAAGAGGACAGAUGGAGGCCUUGAAUUAAAGCUUCUCAAGGAUGCUUAGAGUUGCAUACAUGGCAUGCAUAUGCAUACACGGACAUGUAUUUGCAUGUACCAUCUAUAUAAUAAUCCGUGUGAGAUUUAUGGUGAUGUAUUAAUCAAUGUACUAUCUAUAUAUAUAAUAUAAUAUAAUUCGUCUGAGUUUGAAGA
Messenger RNA from Dioscorea cayenensis subsp. rotundata (Guinea yam), 1013 nucleotides. Its product is annotated as sphinganine C4-monooxygenase 2-like. The record is from RefSeq and is a predicted model, not a curated record. Gene Ontology annotation, biological process: lipid biosynthetic process. NCBI's taxonomy places the organism in Eukaryota, Viridiplantae, Streptophyta, Magnoliopsida, Dioscoreales, Dioscoreaceae. The transcript has 3 exons. Gene Ontology annotation, molecular function: oxidoreductase activity; iron ion binding. The coding region runs from base 103 to 867 and encodes 254 amino acids.